CUGUUCAUUAUCUUCAAUACUUUUGAAACGUACUUUUGUAGCGCUGUUGGUUCUCAUGCUGCACUAUCGUUAUGCUCAUCACAAUCUUCUGUAGUUGACGCUACACCUCGAGACGGAUCCACUCCAUCCGCACUCCAAGUAGAUUCUUCGAAAAUGAGCAGCUUUUCGGUGUCGGCUCCUGACCUUGCAGUGGCUCGACAACGUCAGCAGUCAAGUGAUACCUUCGAGAUUCAUAAAACGGUAGAAGAAAAUGAGGAGCAGGAAGGCGAGGAUGAAGAAGAAGAGGAAAGGUACGUUGUAAGCAAUAUGUGGUGGUCGAAAGUGCUGGAAGCUGCCAGGCAAGGAUACGUUGAGGAUAUUCCACCCAUCGACAACUCCUCGAUUUCCUACAAAUCUGGCGACAGUUACUUUUUGCGUCCAAAUCUCGCGGAGUCAAUUGACUUCCAUCUUCUUCCUGAACCAGUUUUCAACCGCUUGAGAGAGGUGUACGGUCUAGAACUGACCAGUCGAGACUACAUCUGUCGCAAAGUUGUUUCAAAAAGUGGGAAACCUGUUGUCGAGGUGUACCCUCGGAUCGUUAUGGUGGUCAUGGUGGUCCAUGCUAUUUCGCACCUACCGAUACAUAACGAAUUGGCGUUGGCUCUAUGCCUUGAUUACGUACAUAUUUCGCCUUCACUUGCUUCCUAUCAGACUGUGGAUUCUUUGACUCCGCAAUGCGUCAUUUACCAGUUAAAUGCAUAUGUGUAUGCCCGGAAAGUUUGGUUAGAGGAUGAUUGGGAUUAUGAGAACCGGGAGGCAAAUAUCCGUAUGCUCACUUUUGGGGAGGCCGAUAACUGGUCGUUAGUUUUCACUAGUUCUUAUCAGUUUUCAUUAUCGGCGAACACUGCAAGUAUUCGGUUUUACGAGGGUUCGCGAGAAAAACAAGGUGUGUAUGUAAAAGGAGCGUGUGGGCUACAGAAUCUCGGCAAUACGUGCUUUAUGGCUUCAGCACUUCAGUGCCUAUCGAACGUGCCAGAGUUGACAGAAUAUUUUCUGUCUAACAAAUAUAUUGCCGAUGUUAACAAGAAAAAUCCUCUGGGAACUCAUGGAGAGCUGGCCCGAGCGUACGGUGACCUUCUCCAAAGCAUGUGGUCGGGAGAGAACAGCAGUGUCGUUCCACGCAGGGUUAAAGUAGGGUUCCAGAUGACUAUUGGACAGUUUGCACCAAGGUUCAGCGGUUAUGCUCAGCAAGACUCUCAGGAACUCCUAGCUUAUGUCUUGGACGGUUUACAUGAGGACUUGAAUAGAAUAAAGGUCAAACCGUAUGUACCUGAUGACGAAACUCUCGAAAGGCUUGAAGAACAUGAGCAAGCUGAAAGGUCAUGGCAAGCUUAUAAAGCACGGAACGAUAGUAUUAUUGUCGACUUAGUGCAUGGUCAAUUGAAAUCGACAUUGGUUUGUCCUGUAUGUGCAAAGGUGACUUUUCGUUAUAUUAUAAAUUGCAUAAACAACAUAUGUAUGUAUAUACUCGUACGUAUGUAUAUGCAUGCAUGUAUAUAUACAUAUAUAUGUAUAAGCAAAUCUAUCGUGAAGGUCAGCAUCAAGUUCGAUCCAUUCUGCUUUCUGUCCGUUCCUUUGCCGCCAAAAGAAAAAGUGAGACAAGUUGUCACACUGAUUUUCAACUCAAGACGACGUUGGGCAAAGUUUACAAUCACAAUGGCGAAUUCUACAACUGUGCAAGACGCAAUUAACACAAUGAAGAAUUCCUUGCAAAACGUUGGGAAUGAUUUUACGGGAGAGAUUAUAGUUUAUUCCAUUGGUUUUGGAGAACUAUCCGAUGAAGUUCGAUUACUGGACCCUGCAGAACCCAUCUAUAUUGAAGACAAAAACCAAUCCCUUUAUGCUUGCCAAGUGGACCACAAUCCAAAUACUCAUAAAGUAGUUGUGAUAAAAAACCAAACACAAACUGGGCGGACUUUAUCGUUACCAAUGGUUUUCACUCUUCCUAGUCCUGAUAGCCUCACUAGGAGGUGGUGA
Molecule: messenger RNA, 2016 nt
Organism: Angiostrongylus costaricensis
Lineage: Eukaryota; Metazoa; Nematoda; Chromadorea; Rhabditida; Metastrongylidae
Source: the annotation of a GenBank genome assembly